AACUUUCAAAUAAGGCAACUCAACAGCAAGACAUUCAAGGCAUGUUGCUUCAAAUUGCUAUAAAACAACUUCACUUUACAAUUUAAAUGUGUAAGAGCAAUAGCAACUAAGAUGGUUUUUUUUAGUUGGUUAGUGUCAGUGUGCCUUGUUUUGUUCUUGGCCUCGUUUCAAGCCUCAAGGAAAUUGACAAGAACCGACAGGCUUCCACCAGGCCCACCCGCAAUUCCGAUCUUCGGAAACCUCUUUCAGCUUGGUGAUAAACCCCAUAAGUCUCUUGCCAAUCUUGCCAAGAUUCAUGGGGACAUCAUGACUGUGAAACUUGGUCAAACAACUACUAUAGUUCUGUCAUCUGAAACCAUGGCCAAAGAAAUCCUCCAAACACACGAUGCAAUAUCUUGUAACCGAACCGUUCCAGAUGCCCUUCGUGCCCUUCAACACCACGAAGCUGGAUUGGCUUGGAUGCCUGUUUCAACCACAUGGAAAAAUCUUAGGAAAAUCUGCAAUUUGCACAUUUUCGCUAGUCAGAAACUUGACGCUAACCAACACUUACGGCGAAGCAAAGUAGAACAACUCCUUACUGAUGUUCGUGAUAGUUCCCGAAUUGGGGAAGCGAUAGAGAUAUCCAAAGCUGUUUUCAAAACUUCGCUUAAUCUUUUGUCCAAUACUGUUUUCUCCAUCGAUUUUGCCGACUCUUCUUCUAAUACUGCUCUGGAAUUCAGAGAAACCAUGCAGGCUUUCAAGGAGGAGUUUGGGAAACCCAAUUUUAGUGAUUUUUUUCCUACUCUUCUUGCUAAGCUAGACUUGCAAGGCAUAAGGCGUCGGGUGACAAUUCUUUUUGAGAAGAUUAUGAAGCUCUUCGAUAAAGAGAUUGAAAAGCGGUUGGAGUUGAGAAAGAUGAAUGAUUAUAUACCAACUAAUGAUUUCUUGGAUAUUCUUCUCCAAAUCAGUCAAGAUGACAAUGAAGAGCUCGAUAGAAAUCUGAUAAAACAUUUGAUUUUUGAUUUGUUCACCGCAGGAACGGAUACAGCUACAAGUACACUUGAAUGGGCAAUGGCAGAAUUACUUUGUAACCCAAAAUCUUUACUAGAAGCCCGGAGAGAACUACAACAAAUAAUUGGCAAAGGGAACGUAGUGGAGGAAUCUGAUGUUAGUCGUUUACCUUAUUUGCAAGCAAUUGUAAAGGAAACGUUGAGAUUGCAUCCUCCGGUUCCUUUCUUACUUCCUAGAAAAGUUGAAGCAGAUAUUGAGAUUCACAACUUUGUGGUUCCAAAAGACGCACAAGUGUUGAUCAAUGCAUGGGCUAUAGGCAGAGAUCCCAGUAUCUGGGAAGAACCUGACUUGUUUCAUCCAGAAAGGUUCAUAGGAUCAGAUAUAGAUGUUAAAGGAAGGAACUUCGGUCUGAUUCCAUUUGGAGCUGGGCGACGAACUUGUCCUGGAUUGCCGUUAGCCAUAAGAAUGUUGCACUUAAUGCUGGGUAGACUUAUUCAUUCAUUUGUUUGGGAACUUGGUGAUGGAAUCACACCUGAAAGCUUAAACAUGGAUGAAACUUACGGUCUUAUUUUACAGAAAGCUCAACCAUUAAAAAUCAUCGCACAUUCAGUCUAAUCAUAUUAUGUUGAAUAUUUGUUGAAUGUUGGCAACAAUGCAGCAGCAAGGAAAUGUUCAGUGUGUAAUUUGGUUGUUGGAACUUUUUGUAAUAUGUAAACUAAGUUCAGUUUGGUUGUAAUUUUGUUUUUACUAAGGUUAGUGAGCUACUCAGCUGAUUUAGUAGCUUUUUAGGUUAUUAUUAAGUUGAUUUUACAGCUUGGAUACAAGCACAAGUUACGUUUGUUUUCUUCCAAUGUUAUGGAGCUAUUUAUGCA
Molecule: messenger RNA, 1862 nt
Organism: Gossypium raimondii (Peruvian cotton)
Lineage: Eukaryota; Viridiplantae; Streptophyta; Magnoliopsida; Malvales; Malvaceae
Product: geraniol 8-hydroxylase
Exons: 2
Coding region: 112-1605 (497 amino acids)
Molecular function (GO): oxidoreductase activity, acting on paired donors, with incorporation or reduction of molecular oxygen; iron ion binding; monooxygenase activity
Source: RefSeq, a predicted model, not a curated record